AUGGCCGCGCCUGCAGCUACCAUGAAAGCCGUCGUCUACGACAAACCCUUCGAGGUCGCUAUCAGACAAGUUGAGAAACCUCAAAUUCUUCACCCAGAUGACAUCAUCGUGAAAGUGACCACUACGUGCAUAUGCGGCAGUGACCUUCAUAUGUACGAGGGGCGCACGGCUGCUCAGCCAGGUAUCAUCUUUGGGCACGAAAACAUGGGGAUUGUUGACCGUGUAGGCAGCGGUGUAACGCUCCUCAAGGUGGGAGAUCGAGUGGUCAUGCCAUUCAACGUUGCGUGCGGGCGAUGCCUGAAUUGCGAAGAGGGCAAGUCUGCGUUCUGUACCCAUGUUAACCCGGGUUUCGCAGGAGGCUAUGUAGCUAUGGGUCCUUAUCCCGGGGGACAGGCGGAAUACGUCCGUGUUCCCUUCGCCGAUUUUAACGCUCUUAUCCUUCCUCCGGGGACCGAGCACGAAGAAGAUUUCGCCUUAUUGGCUGAUAUCUUUCCAACAGGAUGGCACGGAGUCGAACUCUCUGGUUUCCGUCCCGGAGAAUCUGUUGUCGUCUUCGGUGCUGGCCCUGUCGGUCUGAUGGCAGCGUACUCCGCUGUCCUGCGUGGAGCCUCGGACGUCUAUGUCGUAGAUCGCGUCGUUGAAAGACUGAAUAAAGCCAAGGACAUCGGCUGCAUUCCAAUCGACUUUUCCAAAGCCGACGCCGUGGACCAGAUUCUGAAACUCAGAGGAGGGAAGGAAGUUGACCGUGGUGUCGAUGCCGUCGGAUAUCAAGCGACUUCAGGCGAUGGCAAGACUGAGCAGCCGAAUGCUGUGCUCGAGGCUCUUAUCCGCGUCGUCCGUCCCACUGGUGGAUUAGGCAUCCCUGGGUUGUACGUUCCAAGUGAUCCAGGUGCCCCAGACUCCGCCGCAGCAAAAGGAUACAUCUCUUUCCCAUUCGGUAAAUUAUUCGAGAAAGGCCUAACCCUCGGCACGGGGCAAUGCAACGUGAAAACAUACAAUCGCUAUCUUCGAGAUCUCAUCAUAUCUGGUCGUGCGAAGCCAUCAUUCGUCGUAUCCCACAACCUCCCCCUUAGCGAGGCACCAAGCGCAUACCACAAGUUCGACAAACGGAUUGACGGAUACACCAAAGUACUGCUCCAUCCCUGA
Molecule: messenger RNA, 1146 nt
Organism: Pleurotus ostreatus (oyster mushroom)
Lineage: Eukaryota; Fungi; Basidiomycota; Agaricomycetes; Agaricales; Pleurotaceae
Exons: 16
Coding region: 1-1146 (381 amino acids)
Molecular function (GO): zinc ion binding; oxidoreductase activity
Source: RefSeq, a predicted model, not a curated record